Messenger RNA from Aspergillus saccharolyticus JOP 1030-1, 518 nucleotides. RefSeq names its product SRP9/SRP21 family protein. The record is from RefSeq and is a predicted model, not a curated record. Lineage: Eukaryota; Fungi; Ascomycota; Eurotiomycetes; Eurotiales; Aspergillaceae. The transcript is spliced from 2 exons. The annotation marks the transcript as partial.
CACCGGAAGACAAUUCACCUGCAACUUGACCAACACCGACCACACACUCACCCUCCUGCUGCUGCAUACAUACUUCCCUCCUACGAUAUUCCCAUAUCGUAUCCACCAGGAUACCCAGACACACAAUGCCAUACCUCCCCACCCCACAAUCCUACCUCGAGCAAUCCGCUCUCCUUCUCCAAGCAUAUCCUGAUGCGAGAAUAACAACGAAAUACACAUUCCCCUCCACCUCCUCGAAGACCCAUCCCACACCCUCAUCCCAAACCUCGUCCUCACAACCAGACGCACAAGCCGCGCCGCAAGACCCCAAACCCCGCAUCGCAACCCUCACCCUCAAGACCUUCCACCCCGAAUCGGGCAUCUGUCUCAAGUACCGGACCAACAAAGGUGCGGAGGUGGGGCGGUUGAUUUCUUCGUUGGGGAAGUUGGCGGCCGGGGUGGAUGUUGAGGGGUUAGGGUUGGGUGUGGCGGCUACUGCGGUGGGUGGGGGGGAUGUGGAGAUGGGGGAUGCGCCUGCU